Molecule: messenger RNA, 1535 nt
Organism: Exophiala viscosa
Lineage: Eukaryota; Fungi; Ascomycota; Eurotiomycetes; Chaetothyriales; Herpotrichiellaceae
Product: microsomal epoxide hydrolase
Exons: 1
Coding region: 299-1534 (411 amino acids)
Biological process (GO): epoxide metabolic process
Molecular function (GO): epoxide hydrolase activity
Source: RefSeq, a predicted model, not a curated record
UACAGUACCAGGUAUCAUCGCGGGGUCUUUGAUCACUCUGUAUUACAUCCUAUACCUGUGCAAUUGUAUGUAUGAUAGAGACACUAAGCUUUGUCUGCCUGUUCACCGUGGCGCCCAUCUUCUCUUCUUGGUAAGUCGUCGUUGAGCUCGGCCGUCGUUGACAGACACCGUACAAUACUGCGAUAUACGAGUAACGCGUCGCGUCUGUAUAUCUACGAGAGUUCUCUAUAGAAUUCAAACUCAACCUGAGAGCCGACGAGCCUCGAGGUCAAGCUACCCACACCCUGCAGCACUCACGAUGACAGACAUCCAGCCCUUCACAAUCUCCAUCCCCGAUUCCUCUCUGUCCGACCUCAAAACCCGCCUCGAUCUGGCGCGCUUUCCUGACGAGCUCGACGGUGCAGAAUGGCACUAUGGUGCUCCAUUGUCGGACGUCAAGCGCUUGACCAGCCACUGGAAAAACAAGUACGAUUGGCGAGAAGCGGAAAGGAAACUCAACACUCUCCCCCAAUAUACCACCACAAUCGCCUGCGAAGGCUUUGAUCCAUUGAGGAUACACUUCGUCCAUUCCCAGUCCGGCACCAAGAAUGCCCUUCCAUUGUUAUUUGUCCACGGCUGGCCGGGCAGCUUCGUCGAAGCCACCAAGAUAUAUGACAAGCUCACAUCCCCUGACCCCAGCUCAGACGUCCCAGCAUUCCACUUCGUCGCCAUCUCCCUGCCCAACUACGCUUUCUCCGAGGGUCCCAAGAAGAAGGGCUUCGCGCUGGCCCAGUACGCCGAGACAUGCCACAAGCUGAUGCUCAAGCUCGGCUACGACGAGUAUAUAACACAGGGAGGGGACUGGGGGUUUUAUAUAACCCGCACCAUGUCUCUGCUGUACCCGCAACAUUGUAAAGCCACACACAUCAACUUUGCCCAGGGCAACCCGCCGAGUUGGUUCACUCAUCCAACCCUGGCUCUUCAACACGCCGUCACUCCAUACACGGCCGCAGAAAAAGAAGGCUUCGCCCGCACAAAAUGGUUCCUCGACGAGAGUUCAGGAUACCGCUCGCAACAAUCCACAAGGCCGCAAACGCUGGGCUAUGCACUUACCGACUCACCCGUGGCCCUGCUAGCGUGGAUCUACGAGAAGUUGCACGACUGGUCCGACUCGUAUCCCUGGACAGACGAAGAAGUCUGCACGUGGGUGAGCAUAUACUGGUUCUCGACUGCUGGGCCCGCUGCGAAUCUUCGUAUAUACUACGAGGCAACGCAUGAGUGGGAUAUCCCCGCGACACGGGUCACUCGGGAUCGUGCGAGAGAGUAUAUCGGUGGCGGUGUGAAAUUGGGCAUGAGCCAUAAUCCGAAAGAGCUGAGAGUCGUGCCGUCGAGUUGGGCGCGGACUCAGGGCGAUACCGUGUUCGAGAAGUUUCAUGACAGCGGUGGACAUUUUUUCGCGUAUGAGAAGCCUGAGCAUCUCAUCGCGGAUGUGAGGGAGAUGUUUGGCAAAAAUGGUGGUGCGGCAGGUGUGGUUAAAGGAUUGGACGGGUAUUGAU